Molecule: messenger RNA, 1888 nt
Organism: Puccinia graminis f. sp. tritici CRL 75-36-700-3
Lineage: Eukaryota; Fungi; Basidiomycota; Pucciniomycetes; Pucciniales; Pucciniaceae
Exons: 6
Coding region: 1-1449 (482 amino acids)
Source: RefSeq, a predicted model, not a curated record
AUGGUUGUCGUCAGGUUCGAUCUCCCUCCCCCCGGGGUCUCGGCUCGGUCUGAAGGUAGCUGCUUGCCGAGCCCGUCAGUGUCCCACCGGUCUCCCCACCGUCCUUCAGCCCGACUCGGGUCGCACUCGCUCCCCCCCAGCUCCCCCUCUCCCUCUCCCCCAACCCCACCGCUUCCCCAUCGACCAGUCCUCGUACCCAAUCUCGACCGAGCAGAGACUGAGCAGUCAACAGCAGCCAUGAUCCAGUCCAACCUGGAUCCAUUCUUCCUCCAACAGGACUCGGCGGUCAACAGCACCACCACCACUACCAGCAACCACCACCACCACCAUCACCCCAAUCAAGAACAACAACAACAGCAGCAACAGCAACACCCUCAUCAACAUCAACAACAUGCUCUGGCAGUGCAUCCUGAACUCCCUCAGCUCAACGAGUUGAUGGAUGAUGCCAAUCGAUCGAUUGUCGUUGAUCCAGUCGAACCCGCUCCAUCCGGAUUCAGUCCCGCUCAGGAGUCUCUCUUUAACGAACAUGCCAGCCACUACCAACUCAAUGGCCCUUCCUGGCAGCAAGCACGGAGAGUCUGUCAGACCACUGGGGACGACAAUCGGUUCUACGCCCUGGUCUGCUACCUGACCUGGUUACACCAAAACCCAACCAACCCUCCCCCUCAAUCUGCUCCCCAGUUUCAAAUCCCGCCUUCUCUCUCAGCCGCUUCGGGUUGGGUACCCACUCCAAGGCUUCGAGAACACACUCGAUUUACUGCCCAAUUGAUCAUCAUUAGACCCGAUCUAGAGGCCUAUACAGCCACCAAAGAUUCGGAAGAUAGGGUCCUUCAAAAAUCAUUCCAGAACUUGGUCAUCAAACACUUCACCGACCAAUCUGAUGCCUUCAGAAUGGCUAACUUACCGCCUGGAUUUCCUUCUACUACUUCGCCUGAACCGGCCAAUAAGUUAUUCAACUUUAUUCGCGAAAUUAUUAAACAUAAUCGUGAUAGUUUCAGGAAACAAUUGUUGAAAAACAUUUUGCCAGAAGAUGGGGAUUAUUCGAAGAAGCCAAUCCCAACUCUUGAUGAAUUGAUAGUCCAAUUGUUGACAGCCGCAUCUUCACCUGGACAUCUUCCAGUGCCGAGUGAGAUCUUAAGCAAAGUAGAUGAAUCACAACGGAUGAGGUUUGCAUAUCUGCGUCUCGAGGCCAUCCGAUUCUAUGCCGGUCCGUCUCCGAAGAAUAAGCGUAUCUCGCAAUGGUCGAUCAUUGAUGGACAAUUAGAACACCUGAGGCGUCAAGAACCGAUAUACCAACAAGCCUUUUUCGGCCUCAUGAUUCAAAAAGAUAAUGAGUUAUUUGGGACCGGUCAAGCUUAUUUUAGGGACUUGGAAACUACAGUUAAUUGGGACAUGCCCUCUGAGACAUGCAUCCGUGUACGCGCUCAAGAUCUUCAGCAAUCCUUCUAACUACAAGACCUUCUCAACGAAAAAUGAAAAAUGGGAGCUUUAUAUAUAUAUAUACAUCUUCAAUCACAUGUAUGUAUAUAUAUGUUCUAUAUUUAUGUAUAUCUGGAUCUCAAACCAACAGAAAAAGAAAACACAAGUCCAACCAAUAUCAUGUUCUAGUAGUACAACAUCAAAACAUCAAUUAACCAAACAAACCAAAAAAAAAAAAAACAUAAUCUAUGUUCACUGCAGGACCAUCCCAAUGGAGCUUUGCCUUUUCUCUCUCUCUCCCUUGUUUUUUACUUCUUUUUUGGUUUGCCUAUUUUUUGUAUGAUUUGAAUGUAUUAACCCCCAUCAUUUUCCUUUUUCUUCCUACUUCCCCAAUGUUUGGGUUUGACAUAAAUCAUCCUUUUUUUCUUUCUUUCUUCUCUCAAUUUUGAGCAAUUUACCUUUAAACUAC